Glycine soja is the source of this 3177-nucleotide messenger RNA. RefSeq lists its product as uncharacterized. Bases 188 to 2434 code for a protein of 748 amino acids. Gene Ontology annotation, biological process: regulation of photomorphogenesis. The record is from RefSeq and is a predicted model, not a curated record. The transcript has 4 exons. Lineage: Eukaryota; Viridiplantae; Streptophyta; Magnoliopsida; Fabales; Fabaceae.
AUUUUUCUUCUUAUUUCAUUUCUCUGCUUCUCAGCUCAACGGUUCUCAGUUUCUCCGACUUCGCUCUUCCGCGUCUCUGAGUUUUGAAGGUUUUGAACACUUGUACGGAUAGACUAUAUUUGUGAGGUAAAAAAAUAUUAAAAUAGCAGUGUCGUGCCGGAGAAAGUCAAUUAAUCUAUCAAUCAAGAUGCCUCAGUCUGAUGAUAUUGCGGCGGCACAAGCACGUUAUGAUGGUGAGAGGGUUGAAGCUCAAGCAAUGCAUAGGAACCAAUCGGCGUGGAUGGCUCAUUGGAAGCAAACAGAUUAUAAAUCAACAACCCCUGCUUGCAAUCGUUUAAGGAUUGAUAGUGAGGUGAAAGAAGAAAAAGAAGACAAUGGCGCUGAGCAGCGUGAUUUACUUGGUGGCUUAGAUAGUUCUAUGCACGCUGGAGCAGUUGGAGAAGCAGCUAGGGCUACAAGUGUUACCUUCACCAAUGAGGCAGACGAUGAAAAAUCAAAGAAAGCAAGCAGUGAUUCCAAAUCAUUUCCUACAUUCAAAUUUUCUCGAAAGUUAGAUGGAGGAUUGUCUCUGCAGAGGGAACAGCACGACAGGGAAGGUGGAAAAUCUGAAACUGAACCCUGCUCUGGAGAUGAAGAUGACAAUAUUUCUCUCAACAGAACUGGGACUUCUGGAGCAGGCUUAUCAUCAACAUCUGCACAUGCUUCUCCUAAAAUAGAAACACUAGUAAAAGAGUGUCAAGUAUUGUCUCAAGAAGUUUUACCGACAGCUCUGCUAAUGAAAUCUCCUUGGGAUGUUGAACAGAAGAACCUAGCUGUUUCAACAUCACUAUGGAAUGACUUUGUAAAAUCAGAUUCUGACAUAGUGCCAAAUAGAUGUGACAAAGGGAAAACUGUGAUACCCCAGUUCACCCAUGAACCUUUUGAAAUUUGUCAAUCAAGCUACAAUUUAGCAUCCAGAGGGCGAUUCACAAGUACCAAAUAUCAUACCUUUUCGUCUCUUUUAAUCAGCGAGAAGAAAAUGAGUAGCCUCUUAGAUCCUCAAAAAUCUUCUUUUCCGAGAUGGAUGCAAGGUGGUACUGCUCAUUUACCGCAUAAUUCUAUGGCUAGUAGUGAUGAUAGAUAUUUUAUUCGUGGUCAGCACCAUGAGAUUGAAAAAUAUGUUGCUAAUCCAAAUAUUACAUGCCAGACUGAAUCCUUAGAGUCAGCUAAGCCACAAAACCUUUAUGGACUAAGCUCCGUGGCAGCGCAAAUGCCUUGUUCUAUUCAUGAUGUGGGGUGUAUGAAGAUAUACACCGAUAUAGAUUCAGUUGAAGAAUCAUCAAGAGGUCGUCCCAAAAUUUCCCAGACAACUCACCAUUUUCUAAUGUCGAAAAACACUGAUGUUAACUUCUCUGACAGUCAGUCCUUUAGAGAGCCAAUAGCACCUAUCAAAUUCAAGGGAAGUGCUUUCAAUGAGAUCCUUGAUUUUUCUCCACCCACAAAUGGCCAUGCUCUGAAAGGUCUGAAGCUGGAAGCUCUAGGGAGCUCCAUGAAGAGUGAAGUAAAGGAAAAUGUCCAAGAUUUCAAAUAUCCAACAUGCCUGAAGAAUGAAUCCUCUGCUGAAACAGAUACUAUGGACAUCAAUGCUUUACAUAAGAAUAAUCUUCCUGGUGAUGUUCCAUUGCAAACAAAUAAGUGCUCCAAGGAUAGUCAAAACUCGCGUACGUCUCAAGGUGCAACAAUUUCUGCUAGAGAGAAAACUAUAGCAAAAUCAGUGAAUACAACAAUACCAGAUAUAAACCAAGAGCCUCAGGAGCUUCUUGCCGAGGAAAGUCCUGUGGUUGACAGGGAGACUAGCACAUCAAGAACCCACAGCCUUGAUUUGGAUCACUUUCUUUCUCAUUCAGAUGAGCAUGCAAGGUCAAGUUCUGGAAAUAGUACUUUAAGAAUAGACCCAAGCAGCAGAUGGGUCAAAAGACUCAAGUUGUGCACAUUGGGCUCUGCUCAUGGUACUGGGAGUACAAAAAUUGGAGAAACUUCUUCACAUGAAAAAGUUAACAAUAUAUAUGGCAAAAUUAUGAAAGAUAGCAGAACUAGUCUGGAACCCAAAAUGGUACAUCAUGCUGAAGGACAGAUGGUACCGGAUCUACCUGCAACAGUAUCAACAAAUGGCAAGUCCUCUUUGACUGAAGCAAAGAAAACUGUAGAAAUUACCCUUUCACAUCCCUGGAUACAGAGAUGGAGUCAUGAUCGUGCUACAUCUUCCCGAAAGAGGCAUGAAUUAGGGGAGCUUCAUGAACCAAAGUCUUCAAAUACUGUGCUAGAAGAGUUUCAAAAGAAACAGUUUCCAAGCAUUGCUGCCAUGGCCAUGAUGGGAAAAGCAAUGAACAGUUUGAAUCCCUCCGAGCUUACGAAAAAGGGACCUGUGAUAGUUUGGAAUAUGAAGGGAUUUUGAAAUUGUUGGCCGUUGGUGAUAUCAAUUUUUCAUGAAGUUUAUGGUGGGAGAUUCUCAGGAUUAGUUUGAGAGGAAUACAUGUAUGACAUUAUGGAUGCUUACUUCUGUACUCGAAGUCAUGCGGAGAAGUGAGAAAUGCUCGGGGUCAUGUGUAUGCCACAAUCAUGUUGAAUAGUUGCUUAUCCCAAUUCCUUGUUUUUCUCUGAUUUGGCAUAAUUGAAACAAAUAUAAGCGGUGCAUGCAUCUGAAGAAGUUAUGUAUCGGGGCGUGCAUUUUUUGUAUGUAAUGUAUAUACUUAUGCAAUAACUCAGGAAGGGGGCAAUGUCUCAAGACGGGUUGAAUCCUGUCUUACCAACCUAGUCAUAUUGCCAAGUUAAGCAUAUAUUAAUAGCGUUAAUAGUAAGGUUUGAUGGAAUAUCUUGUUGAAGGAGUUUCAUAUACGAUUGUGCACUUUUUGGUUGAAUUUUUCAUUCGUGAAUAGCUUCCUCAAUGUGAUGAUUUCUGCUACUUUUUGAGCUGAAAGUUCAAUAGCAAAACUGGAUUAUAAAGCUCAUCUGCUGGGGAAAAGAGCAGGGUUUGCAAGGAAGUUUGUUUGCCUGGUGCGAACAAGCUGUUUCGAACAGAGUUGAUUUUUGCAUGAUUUAAUUUACUAUUGUCUAGGGAGGACCAAGGCACCAAGCAAAGGUGACAAGCACAAUGUAUCCCUAAUCCGAAAGGAGAUAUAUAUAACCAAAUUUGAAUCA